AUGGAGGCUCCAUCCUGUUGUAGCUCAAAGAGUGCUUAUGGGCUCAGAGACCCUGGCGCUGGCUUCGCAGAGGCGUGGUUGGUGGAAGGCACCUAUCAACAGUGUCAGCACUGUCUGCAUAUUACACAGAUCAGGUCCAUCCAUAUAUAUCAGAAGAAGCACAAGUACGCCAUCUUCAGCCCACCAGAGAAAUGAAGUAAGGACGCAGAGGAGAAGGCUAAUUUGUUGAGAACGUCCGUCAUCGUGCGAGGAAACCAUGAGGUUACAGAGGAGUCCUGGGCUGGCAGCCACACUGAUCACCAUCACCUGCUUUUGUGCCUUUCUUUCAACUACUGCCAUCGAUAUGCCACUGGAAGUUGAGCAGCUGCCCACCAUCACCGCUCAGUCCCCCAGCCCUGUCAUUGCCUUCCCUUUUGAGGACAGCUUCUCCAUGACGUGUGAAGCCAAAGGGAAUCCCGAGCCAGAAUUCAGAUGGACCAAGAAUGGCCAGGAAUUCGACCCCAUUCUAGACUCCCGCCUGAUGAAAGAAGAGAAUUCUGGGACCUUUGUGAUACCUAAUAAUGGGAACCUAACAGAAUACCAGGGAACCUAUCGCUGUUCAGCCUUAAACAAACUCGGGGCUGCCAUAUCCAAGGAGAUUGAGUUCAUUGUGCCCAAUGUUCCAAAAUUCCCUAAAGAGACACUUGAUCCCGUUAAGGUGGAGGAAGGCCAGCCUUUUGUUUUGAAAUGUGACCCACCUCAAGGCAUACCUCCUCUGCAGAUCUACUGGAUGACUAUCAACCUCCAGCACAUCGAACAGGAUGAGAGGGUGUCCAUGGGCCUUAAUGGAGACCUUUAUUUUGCCCAUGCAGUAGAGAAAGACAGCAGGACAGAUUACUGCUGCUAUGCUUCCUUCCCAACAAUACGAACCAUCGCUCAGAAGAACGCAAUGUCCGUUGUCGUCAAAGCAAGAAAAAGAGACGGUACUGAAAGAGCUAAUGAAAUUCUGGAGAUGAAACCCUCACUCAUGACGCCCCCUGGUGUUCAGUCCGAGAUACGGUUGAUGAAGGGAGAGGACUUGAAAAUGGAGUGUAUUGCUCAAGGAAUACCAACUCCAUUGGUUGAAUGGACAAAGAUUGGCCAUCAUCUCCCUGAAAAAGCAGCAAAGGAGAAUCACGGGAAACUGCUAAACAUACCGCGAGCUGACCAGGGAGACAGCGGGAAGUACAUGUGCAAAGCCAAGAAUACCCUCGGACAAGCUGUCCAUAGCUUCAUAGUGACGGUGGAAGAACCUCCAGAGUGGGUGGUGGAGCCGGAGAGUCAGCUUAGUAUGAUUGGGUCCGAUGUCCUCAUCAAAUGUUCCGCCCGUGGGACCCCAGAGCCCACCAUAACCUGGAGUGUCAACGGCGUACCUCUGCAGGAGUCCCCAUCCGCCAACAGGAGGCUAUUUGAUAACACCAUAAUUUUACAGAAUGCCCAAGCGUCGGACAGCGCUGUCUAUCAGUGCGAGGCCUCCAAUACACACGGAACCCUUCUGUCUAAUGCAAACAUCAUGAUUAUGAAUCUACAACCUAUGAUUUUGACCAGGGAUGGGGAGGAUUACUCUGCAGUAGAGGGGAUGGGAGUGGUGAUGCACUGCAAAGUCUUCAGCUCUCCUCCUUCAACAGUCACUUGGAGCAAAGACAACUCCUCUGAAUCCAUAAAAGGCCCCAUGUUUACAGUUCAUGAUAAUGGCUCACUAGAGGUCCACAGUGCAAAUAAAGGCGACACCGGACAGUACAUGUGUUUGGCAAAAAACACAGAGGGAUCAUCCGCCAUUAGUGCCACACUUUAUGUGAAAGAUCCCACCAGAAUAGUGGCAGCCCCAGUGGACCAGCAGAUCUUAAUAGGUUCCACAGCUCAGCUCUCCUGCCUGGCAGAGUACGACAAGUCCUUCAACAACGACUUUGAGCUCCUGUGGGAAAAAUAUAAUGUGGAGAUAGCCCUCAACCUUACUGAGAAUUCAAGAUACGUUUUUGACGAUGGCCUUCUUCACAUCGUCAACGUGAGCCACGGCGACCAGGGUGUGUACACCUGUGUGGCGAAAACAUCAGUGGACCAGGACACAGCCUCAGCCCUGCUCAUGGUCUUAGACGUCCCAGACGCACCGCAAAGCUUGGUCCUGUCUGAGCAGAAGGAGAAGGGCAGAAGUGUGAAACUGAAAUGGAUCCCCGGGGACGACCACAACAGCUCCACCAUAGAGUUCAUAAUUGAAUACCAAGAAAACAAAUGGGAGCCAGGCAACUGGAAGGAGGUGCACCGUGUACCUGGGAACCACAACUCUGCCAUCCUCAAGCUGCACGGCCACGUCGACUAUCGCUUCCGCGUGUACGGGGUGAACAGCGUUGGGGCGGGGCCCCCAAGCGAGUCCACAGAGAGUUACACAACCCCCCCGAGAGCCCCAGACAAGAACCCAGAGAAUAUCAAAAUCGAAGGUCAUUUGCCACAUGAAAUGAAUAUCAACUGGCAGCCCCUGUUACCCAUCGAGCAGAACGGCCCCGGCCUGGAGUAUAAGCUGAGCUACAGACGGCAGGAUGUAGAGGAAGACUGGAAGGAACACACUGUGAAGAGGCACUCGUUUGUGGUCAGGCACACUCCCACCUUUGUGCCAUACGAAAUCAAGAUCCAAGCCAAGAACCAUCAGGGUUGGGGCCCUGAGCCCAAGAUAGUGACUGGCUACUCAGGGGAGGACUUUCCCUCUGCUGCACCUGAAGAUGUAGCUGUGGAGUCGAUGAACAGUUCAGCGGUCAGGGUUACUUGGACACGAGUACACAAAGACAAGUUGCACGGACACCUGGGAGGCUAUAGGAUAAACUGGUGGCGUCUGCGUAGUCUCGUUGACACUAAGAAAAGCCACGGAGACAAGCAUACACUAAUGAUCCCGGGGGACCGGAACCAUGGCACUGUGCCGGGACUGACGCCCUUCUCUGAGUACAACCUCAUUGUAAUGACCUUCAACGGGCGGGGCAACGGUCCAGGCAGCCAUCCCGUCAACUUCAAAACCCCAGAGGGAGUGCCAGAGAAAAAUCCUGUUUUCAGGGUCACAGAUGUACAGAGGCACUCCGUUUCUCUGCUGUGGGCCCCACCGCGGGAGCCUAAUGGGAUCCUCACCGGCUACCUCCUAGAGUACCAACUUAUAAAUGACACAGAUGAAGUGGGCCCCGUUCAGACAGUAGACAUCAGCAACCCAGGCACCACCAAGUGGGUCCUGCGUGACUUGGAGCCUGUGAGCAGAUAUAAGUUCUACCUGCGUUCCUGCACUUCGGUGGACUGCGGGCCGGCCGUCAGCGAGGAGUGCACCACCAUCCUGGAAACAAGUCUGGCCAGCAUCCAUGGAGGAAUAUCAACCCAGGGCUGGUUCAUCGGCCUGAUGUGUGCCAUCGCUCUGCUCACCCUCAUCGUGCUGGUCGCCUGCUUUGUCAACAGAAAUAAAGGAGGAAAAUAUUCCGUGAAAGAAAAAGAAGACCUUCACCCGGACGUGGAGUCCCAGGGCAUGAAUGACGACACAUUCUGUGAAUACAGGUAAGCCUCACACCCCUCACCGUCCAAGCGUUGUCUCUCCACCUCCACGCAUGUGAGCGUGUGAAUUCUUUCCUCCUGUUGGCUGUCUUCUCCUGCCAUUAACUCUGUCUGCAUUUCUCCUUUCGCUGAAAAGACUCCCCAGAAUCCACGAAGUUCACACCGAGUCUCACACCUCCUCAGCCGAAGGCAUUUGAUGGAUUGAGUAACCACAUAGUAUGUGAUAAACAGCAUUAGCAUUGGCAAGCUGUUUACACAUCAGCGUUGUCAGAGUGGUAGCUCCUAGAUUCAGUCCUGUGUUUGUGCAUAGUGGAAAGUUAGCAUCUUAAAGAGAGCCAGUGUGUGUCUCCGAUGUUUCUGUUUGUGUGGAAAGAUCUGAGCUCUGACUGCCCAGAACCCCGCAGGAAGCUUAAAACCAAUCACUAUAAUUGAAUGCGGCUCGUCUCCAGGGCAGUAACAUCGUGGCACGUUUCAUUAAUGCUUUAGCAGGCCUAUUCAUAACGGGCUGCCACAGUGUGAGUCCCUGUGUAAUUCUCCAAUCAGUGGGACCUGCACAGCACAACAAACACUGCUGUGAUAAGCUCAAAGUGGCUCAGUGUGACGGCAUUUACAUUUAGUCACUUUAGGAUGCUAUCAAGUUUUUACAAACUACGGCCAAGUAUGUUGGAGUAAGCUUUAAAAAAGUGCCGCUAUAUCCUUAUCUCACAACAGAAGUUUUUAGAAGAAGUCAAAAUAUUAAAUGGAAUGGACCCGCUCAAUGCAAAUAUUUUUUGGAAUCAUUUAUGUGUUAAAACCUAAAGAACCCAUCUAGUAAAAGCAGACCAGUAAAUUUUGUUUGCUUUCGAGAAAAAUAAAAAAAAGGCACGAUGUCCAACCCAAGGAUGAUAGCCCAGUGAUGCUAUAAAAGUAGCAUGAGUCUAUGAAAAGUAUUUUUUUAAGUUAUUUGAAAUGCACUUCAAAUUGUUUUUGUCUUUCCUUUGUCUUGUAUUGAAGUGCUAUCCUUUUAUAUGUAUAGAAGUUAAACAAGUUCAGAUCAGUGAAGCCUUACAGAACCUUUUUGAAAACUUUUUGGGAAGCUGCAUGUUGUGCGCUGGUCCUCCUUUUGAAUUUCAGUAACAACGCAGAGAACAUUGCAUAUAAUGGUCUUUCAUUUAAAAUUCAUUAGGGAACCACAUGUGUUGGCUCAGUUUAAUGUCCCCCUCAGUAUCUCAUUUGUCUUCCAGUUGUCACUUUGUCAAACGCAUUGAUGCUUGUGUACUGCAAGUAUUCAUUUUGUCUCAGCAAGUGCAUCGUCAGGAUGAUCUCCCGUUAGUCAUCCAGAGGUAGAAACUAAUGUCAGUCUCUGACGCUCACUGUUGAAGCAGUGAUGGCUCGUGGCCGCGCUCCCAUCCUCUUCAAUAAACAGCAGAGUGAAGCCAUGAGUGAAAUGAGACGGUUCUAAAUCCACUGUGCUUCUCUCACAGCGACAAUGACGAGAAGCCCC
Menidia menidia (Atlantic silverside) is the source of this 5020-nucleotide messenger RNA. The record is from the annotation of a GenBank genome assembly. NCBI's taxonomy places the organism in Eukaryota, Metazoa, Chordata, Actinopteri, Atheriniformes, Atherinopsidae.